UAUUUUGUCAACCUAUAACAAAACGUCAAUAUGAAAUCCAAAGAACAAAAUUAAGUAAUACAUUUUAAAAAAGUAAAUUGUAAGCUGUUCUUAAAAAAAAGCGAAAAUAAUAUUGUAUUACUUUGUAUUAAAAUAUAAGACAUAAAAUUUUGCAUUUUCAAAUGGGGAAUUAUACUGAAGACCAAAUAGCUGAGUUUCAGGAAGCCUUCAACCUUUUCGACAACCGUGGGGAUGGCAAAAUUCCACUAUGUCAAGUUGGUGAAUGUCUUCGGGCUUUAGGUCAAAACCCUACUGAAGCAGAUGUCAAAAAAUGCACUCAUCAGCUAAAAGCAGAUGAAAGAAUACUUUUUGAAGUAUUUUUACCAAUUUAUCAAGCCAUAUCUAAAGCACGUUCAGGCGAUACAGCUGACGAUUUCAUUGAAGGAUUAAGACAUUUUGAUAAAGAUGCCAGUGGAUUUAUUUCAUCGGCAGAAUUAAGGCAUUUACUAACCACUUUAGGAGAGAAAUUAACUGAUGAGGAAGUUGAACAAUUACUCGUUAAUCAAGAGGACUCUCAAGGAAAUGUUAAUUAUGAGGAAUUUGUUCGUAUGGUAAUGAAUGGAUGAAACUAUUUCACGCACAAUAAAAAACAAAUAAAACUUUCAUAUUUAAGCAUGUUUUAUAAACAAUAUUUAAUAAGCAAAAAAUAAUCUUCCAUUGUAUAUUAUUAUUCGUUUAAUGUAUAAUAUUAAUUUUUCCAAUAAACAUUUGUAAUUGUUUCAA
Molecule: messenger RNA, 762 nt
Organism: Condylostylus longicornis
Lineage: Eukaryota; Metazoa; Arthropoda; Insecta; Diptera; Dolichopodidae
Product: myosin-2 essential light chain-like
Exons: 3
Coding region: 162-605 (147 amino acids)
Cellular component (GO): myosin II complex
Molecular function (GO): calcium ion binding; myosin heavy chain binding
Source: RefSeq, a predicted model, not a curated record